UUCGCGCUAAUCAAAAGCACAAGCUGCCGGACCUCGCUUGCUAAAUUAACCAACCAUAAAUCUUUAGCAUCUCUCCACGCUGCCUGUAUCAACUGAUCCUUCUAAUUCAUCAAAAAAAAACAGCAGAAUGCCCAAAUCAAGGGAAGUGGUGUCGUCCACAUCUGGCAGUGACUCUGACAGUGAGGUGGAGAAGACCAAGGCCAAGAGAAAGAAGUCCAGUGCUCCACCAGAGAAGCCGGAGGCCAAGAAACCGAAGCUGAGUGGAGAGGGCUCUAGACCUGGCGCAGGAGGGUCCUCUAAGGCUGCAGACAGCAAAACGGAGAAUGGCAUGUUUCAGAUUGGGAGAAUGCGAUACGUCAGCGUGAGGGAGUUCAAAGGGAAGUGUUUAGUUGACGUCCGAGAGUACUGGAUGAACCAGGACGGUGAAAUGAAGCCCGGCAAAAAAGGCAUCUCCUUAAACCCGGAGCAGUGGACCCAGCUGAAGGACCAGAUGUCAGCGAUCGACGACGCCAUCAAGAGAACAUGAUGACCGUUCCCGGGGUGCUGACAGUCCAGCUUGUCUAUCUAGUGAUCUUGGAUGUCGCCACUGACGUUUAGAAUGAGUCCCACAUGGAACCCUAUUCCCUAUAUAGUGCACUACUUUAGACCAGAGCCCUAUUCCCUAUAUAGUGUACUACUUUAGACCAAGGCCCUAUAGGGAAUA
Molecule: messenger RNA, 703 nt
Organism: Salvelinus namaycush (lake trout)
Lineage: Eukaryota; Metazoa; Chordata; Actinopteri; Salmoniformes; Salmonidae
Product: activated RNA polymerase II transcriptional coactivator p15-like
Exons: 5
Coding region: 128-526 (132 amino acids)
Biological process (GO): positive regulation of transcription initiation by RNA polymerase II
Cellular component (GO): transcription regulator complex; nucleus
Molecular function (GO): DNA binding; transcription coactivator activity
Source: RefSeq, a predicted model, not a curated record